Messenger RNA from Lates calcarifer (barramundi perch), 1869 nucleotides. RefSeq names its product cerebral dopamine neurotrophic factor (gene cdnf). The record is from RefSeq and is a predicted model, not a curated record. Gene Ontology annotation, biological process: dopaminergic neuron differentiation; neuron projection development. NCBI's taxonomy places the organism in Eukaryota, Metazoa, Chordata, Actinopteri, Centropomidae. Gene Ontology annotation, cellular component: endoplasmic reticulum.
UCUCGCCAUACGGAAGUGGGCGUGGUUUCAAUUAAACUGGUGGCAAAACGAUGCAACCCGGAAAUAAGUUAGCUUUUAACACUUUCCCUUGUUCCAAAGUCAGCGGGUAUUUUUAAUGACUUUUUGUUUAAAUGCCUGAAUAUGGUCUGAAUAUGGUCAACACAAGCUCAAGACAUUUUCACAUUUUACUCGACGACAUAAAAUAUACCAGUAUAUACCCUACUUGUGAGUUUUUAGGGUUUUUUUUAUACCGCCUAUGGGUCCUCUACAUAGAAGGGAUAUAUAUAGGGAGCCGUGAUUGUAGGGAGUAGUGAAUUAGUGAGUGAUUUCGGAGAGUUUCACGUCGACCCAAGCGUAAAAGUGCUCCUAUUAGACACAAACAUUUUCUGUGGGAACAAAACUAAUGGAACGAGUGUUUUCGGAGCCAGGGGCGCCCGAAAUAACUUCCCCUUUCGCAACUGCUGAACCAUCCGCUGACGUCUGUCCCGGAGUGUCUCGGUGCUACAGGAGUGGGCAGGCUCAGACCUCUGUAGCUAAUAAUAACCACAAACGUUACCAUGUCGGUGUUGUCCCUUUCCAUUCUCCUGUUUUUCAGAUUGUCCACUUUUUCUGCAGCAGACAACUGUGAAGUGUGUGUGAGCUUUCUCCACAGAUUGUAUGGCAGUCUGAACUCAGCCCACAUGGAACUCACUCCUGCCCUGGUGGAGGAAGAGCUGAUCCAGGCCUGCUCUGUUGCCCAGGGGAAGGAGGCAAGGCUGUGUUACUACCUCGGAGCCAGCAGUGAUGCGGCAACACGCGUCACAGCAUCCGUGUCUCGACCUCUGGCCUCCCACGUCCCUGUUGAGAAGAUAUGUCAGCGCCUCAGUAGCAGAGACACACAGAUCUGCGAGCUUAGAUAUGAGCCUCAGCUGAAUGACCUGAGCAGCGACAGGCUAAAGAAGCUGAGAGUUUUGGAGCUGAGGAACAUUUUAGCCUCGUGGGGAGAAGAGUGUCGAGGCUGCCUGGAGAAACACGAGUUUGUCAGCCUCAUCCAGGAGAAAGCACCACUGCACGCCCACAGCACAGAGCUAUGAAGAGUAAUUAAUCCACCCAUCCUCUUAGUCUGAACCUAUUCAGACUCAGACUGAAUUUUUCAUUGUGGUGUUGAUGGUCACUACACUGCACUGUUACACACUGAAAUGCAAGACAAUCAUGAAAGAGCUAAUACUGGUUUUACAUUGUAAGCAGCUUCCCAGCUGCAUAUAGUUAUCAUCCUGGGAAAUCUUCUGUCAUCAUGUGUAGAGUUAAAAGUGGCAAAUAUCUAUUUGCACUGAUUUGGACCGACAACAUUCUGGUCGAUAAGAUUUCAUAAAAUAGUGAAACUGGCCAUCACAUGUAUCCAGAUGUUUAAAUGAGGUUGUUUUAUUGGACAAAGACAAUCAAUUUACAGUGAUGUAAAACAGGGGGGAAAAUGGCAAAUGUAUAUCUGCAUUUUGGCAUGUAGAAACAUUGAUGAUUGAUUGAAAAUUGUUGCUAAUCAAUGCUCUGCUGAUCUGCUGACCAUUUCAGCUGUAUCUGAAAGCUGUGCACAAAUGAUUUUCUCUCCUACACCAUGUUGGGUUUGCAGAAUCUACACGUUAACAUGUGAACACAAGCAGCUAUACAAACACUUUGUUUAAAGAUAAAUAGAGACAUUACUGAUUACUGCUGACUACUACUACUAAUAAUAAUAAUAACAAUAACAAUAAUAAUAAUAAUAAUAAUAAUAAUAAUAAUAAUGAUAAUGAAGACAGGAAGGAUACUGGAUGAGUUCAUAUAAAUGGUUUGCAAAAGAAAGUUUGCUUGCUGUUGUUUCCUUUGGCAACAAUUCAUUAAAUAUAUUUAAAUACA